Molecule: messenger RNA, 1900 nt
Organism: Desarmillaria tabescens
Lineage: Eukaryota; Fungi; Basidiomycota; Agaricomycetes; Agaricales; Physalacriaceae
Exons: 3
Coding region: 210-1829 (539 amino acids)
Molecular function (GO): protein binding
Source: RefSeq, a predicted model, not a curated record
AGUUGUCUCAGUGAAGUCAGUAGUCGGCCUUCCUUUGCAAGGCACUCGUUGAGUUCUACCCUAUUUGUUUGUCUUCCACUUAUUGAAUAAGACAAGCAUUGGCAACUUGAAUAAUAAAACACACGACUGGUAGUUUUUUCGACUGAUGCCUAAUCAGAACUUACAUUCUUACUUCUAGCCUUUGCGUUCAACGCGUUGAUUCAUAAAAAAUGUCAUUCGACGAUCAGCCGACUUUUCCUACAGAACGGAUAGCCCCUCCUAGGCAGUUACAAACGAGAUCCGACUACGUUCCUUCUGCUGCCGAUGUGUGCCAGAUAAAAGAAAGUCUCAGUGCCAUUGAGAAGGAAGUUCAUCGAUACGACGAUGAGCUUUUCCGUCUCUACACCUUGGUGGCGCAGCGAGAAGCUGAGCAAAGGGAACUCAAACUAAACGCGGAAAAAUGCCGCUCCAUUCUGGCGCCCAUCAGACGCCUUCCAAACGAGAUGUUGUCAGAAAUCUUCGCCCAAUGCUGUAAAGAAGGCGACGAAGACGUUAAUUGCAUGAGUGACACGAGGACUUUGAGCGCCCUGAGCAUCUCCCUCGUCUGCUCUCGCUGGCGUACAUUGGCGAUUUCAACAAAAAGCCUUUGGGCCGUAUUUUCCAUCACUCCAACGGACGUAUCCACCUUCAGUAUGCAAUGUCUCCGGAUGUAUAUCUCACGUUCGGGCGAUGUUCCACUCACUAUCCAAGUCCCAAAUACUUACGUCAAUGUACCUGCCGCUGCACUAGCUGGUGCAUCCCAGUUUUACAACGUUCUCCUUGACGCUGCUCCUAGGUGGCGCAAAAUCGAGAUAGCAACUAUCUAUUUUGGCCAAAGGCUCUCCCCCAUCAAGCAUCAUCUCCAGAAUCUGGAAGAGCUGAACGUUGAUUCGGAAUGUCUUUUCGCAGCUGAUCCUGACAUCUUCGUUGAUGCUCCCAAACUUCGCACCCUAACCGUCUUUGUAACCUCAGAGGGUGUUUUCCACACAUUUCCUUACCACCAGAUCUCCGAUUUGUCCUUGUGCAUUCGGUGUCCCUAUGCAAGUUUCGUCAAUUUCCUUUCGAAGUUCCCUCGAGUACAAAACCUUGAGCUCGAAGGCUACCUCGACAGUAGUGGAAACAUUCAAGGUCAAGCGAAGACCGAUUUAACGACAGUACAAACACUCUGCAUCAACAUGGUUGAUAUGAUUCCCUUCGUCGUCCGCGCCUUCACAUUUCCACGCCUCGAAUCAAUCACGCUAGUCUGCAAUGACACCGCACAGUCAUCCCGGUUUAUGCCUAUAUACCGACCAUUUCUCGAACUCUUGGAGCCUUCGCACGGGCUAAAGAUGCUGGUCCUCGAGCAAAUCGACGUUGAGGACCAGGAAAUGAUAGCCAUCCUAAGGCUGACACCCAGCCUUAUCGAGCUGUCUAUACAGUGUACUGAUAUAAUCUUAGCAGAAAUUGUGGAGGACUGUAAGACGCUGAGGGAUGGUUUCGUUCGGUCGCUUACCUUCUCUCCGCCCAUCAUCCAAUCCCAGAAUCCUCCAGUAGCCAAUUUGCUGCCGAAGCUCACGUCUCUUGACCUCGCGUUGAACACGUCGUCUACCAUGCAUGAUGCCUUAGUAGAUAUGCUUACCUCGCGUUGGCAUCCUCCCGCACUAGUGUCCGUGCAUGAACGUGUUUCAUGCCUGGACUCUGUUACUCUGCGGAAUAUUGUCAAGCCGGAACAUGCCACGACAGUCAGUCAAUUGCAGGAUCGGGCGGGAGAAGAGCAUCAUUUCCGGUGGUUGGACUCCAAGGCGUUGUCUCUGACUAGGAAGCGUAAAUGAUUUCUAAUGGGGAUCUAUGAUUGAGUGCAACAACCUUCGUAGUUAUAGUUGCGUGUACUCCAAACUUGACU